AUGGGCCCCUGUACCGCCUCCUCAUGCUGCUGCCAGGCCCGUAAUCUGCCAUGGGCCCCCGUACCGCCUCCUCAUGCUGCUGCCAGGCCCGUAAUCUGCCAUGGGCCCCCGUACCGCCUCCUCAUGCUGCUGCCAGGUCCAGAGUGUGUCAUGGGUCCCUGUACGGCCUCCCAUUGCUGCUGUCUCCAUCGCCACACUCUGCCAUGUGCCACUUUCAGGUCUCCUCACACUGCUGGUGGGUUCCAUUUUUGUCAUAGGGUGCUGUAUGGCCUCCCAUUGCUGCUGCCUCCACCGCCACACUGUGGCUCCACACUCUGGUUUUGGCCCCGUGACUGCCCAAAUGAGUGAAGUGUGCGGUGAUUCUAAGAUCGACGGCACUCAUCUGCAUGUCAUACUGACUGACAGUAUUAUUUCUCUUCCCCAGCAGACUCCAAGGGCAUUUAAAUUAAAGGUACAGUGUUCUGCACUAAUAUAA
Molecule: messenger RNA, 475 nt
Organism: Staurois parvus
Lineage: Eukaryota; Metazoa; Chordata; Amphibia; Anura; Ranidae
Source: the annotation of a GenBank genome assembly